This is a messenger RNA of Pecten maximus, 1976 nucleotides long. Its product is annotated as carboxypeptidase Q-like. Lineage: Eukaryota; Metazoa; Mollusca; Bivalvia; Pectinida; Pectinidae. The transcript has 15 exons. The record is from RefSeq and is a predicted model, not a curated record. The coding region runs from base 144 to 1619 and encodes 491 amino acids. Gene Ontology annotation, molecular function: metallodipeptidase activity. Gene Ontology annotation, biological process: peptide catabolic process; proteolysis.
CCGAAUGUUUUAAUAAUACGAGUAACAGUUUAAAGCGUUUAAAAAACGCAGACAUCGACACCUGAUAAGUGAUAUAACCACCUACAGUUCUGUGUUUGGGCUGUUGUACAGUAAAUAAUACCAGGUUUAAUUUCCAUGAAGUCAUGUUGUGUCCUUGGAGUGUGAUUGCCAUUGUUCUUUGCAUCAAUCUUCCCAGUUCAUCUUAUGGUGCAACACUUACAUUUGAAAAAUCAAAGGUCGUUGAAGAUAUUUUCAAAGUUUCUCCCAGAAGAUGGUCACAUGGAAACAAAGAGCGCCCUUUGGAGGAAUGGAAACAAGAGAUAGAGAGCUACAGAGGGAUUGCUGACCAGAUCAUAGAGAGGUCUGUGCAUGGUCCUGCUGCCAACCAGUCCUACGACAGGCUAGCUACAUUUGUGGAUAAGUUUGGAAAUCGUGUGGUGGGCUCACAAAACCUGGAGGAUUCCAUAGAUUAUUUGCUGGAUAAAUUGAAAGAAGAUGGUUUGGAAAAUGUCCACGGAGAAGAUGCCACGGUACCACACUGGGUACGAGGAGAAGAGUCAGCAGAAAUGCUGUUACCAAGGAGAAAAAAUCUUGCCCUCCUUGGUCUUGGCUACAGUGUGGGGACCCCUGACAAUGGUACACAAUCAGAGGUGAUUGUGGUAAGGUCAUGGGAUGAUCUUGAUCAACAUGCAAAGCAGGUGAAGGGGAAGAUUGUGGUGUAUAACCAGGAAUGGAUAAGUUACGGUGUGUCUGUAGACUACCGCAGUAACGGGGCAUCGAGAGCUGCAGCUUACGGGGCAGUAGCCACACUGAUACGCAGCGUCACUCCUCUCUCCGUCUACAGCCCACAUACUGGAAUGCAGGCCUAUGCAGAUGGUGUGAAGAAGAUUCCAACAGCAUGUAUCACAGUUGAGGAUGCUGAGAUGAUGGACCGAAUGCAGCAGCGAGGUGAGAAGAUCGUGGUGAAACUUGUGAUGGGAGCCAAAAAUCUUCCACCAGUCAAAUCCAGGAACACUAUAGCUGAGGUGGUGGGCAGUACAUACCCAGACGAGGUUGUUCUCUUUGGCGGACAUCUGGACAGUUGGGAUGUUGGUCAAGGGGCCAUGGACGACGGUGGUGGCGCAUUUAUUUCCUGGCAGGCAUUGUCCUUGAUCUCCCAGCUUGGACUCCGACCUAAAAGAACGAUGCGGAUGAUCCUGUGGACAGGGGAGGAAAUGGGAGGAAUCGGAGCUGAAGCUUACUACCAAGCUCACAAGGAUAACAUCAGUAAGUUUGAUAUGGUGAUGGAGUCUGAUAUUGGAACUUUCCAGCCAUAUGGAAUACAAUUUACUGGUAAUAAAGAAGCAACAAAAAUAAUGGAGUCCGUAGUUGAUUUAUUGCGACCAAUAAAUGCUAAUAAACUGAAAAGUGGGGCAGAUGGUACUGACAUAGCUAUGUGGAUGUCACAAGGUGUACCAGGCUCCAGUCUGUACAACGAUGAAUCCACCUACUUUUACUAUCACCAUACCAACGGCGACACUAUGACAGUCCAGGAUCCAAAAAAGAUGGACUUGUGUGCUGCCGUGUGGGCUGUAGUGGCAUUUACAGUGGCAGACAUGGAAGACAUGUUGCCACGGUAAAUCAGCAUAAUAAACCAUGAUGUUCAAACUAUGUGUUAUCAUGAUGGACAUUUGAGUGUAUAGAUCUACAUUUUCUUUUGUUAAUGCAACUUGAUGAUGAGGUAAAUUAUGUAUUUUUCGCAACUUUACAUAUUUUUAUAUUUAUUCCAGAAUAUAUUACAUGGUAAUGAUUAUAUAUGCAAUAUGUAGUUGUUAAGUUUAUUCCAGAAUGUAUUAACCAUGAUUAUCAAUAUUAAUUAUUCAAAACCAACCCUGAAGGAAUACCUCUUGUAUGUGAUGUUUCAUUAUCCCUAUGUAAUAUGGGUGAUUGAAAAAUGUGAUUCUUAUUAAACUAUAUUAUUUGUUUCUUGAGGUUAA